Hemiscyllium ocellatum (epaulette shark) is the source of this 1354-nucleotide messenger RNA. RefSeq names its product procathepsin L-like. Gene Ontology annotation, cellular component: lysosome. The record is from RefSeq and is a predicted model, not a curated record. Gene Ontology annotation, biological process: immune response. The transcript has 8 exons. The coding region runs from base 30 to 1058 and encodes 342 amino acids. Lineage: Eukaryota; Metazoa; Chordata; Chondrichthyes; Orectolobiformes; Hemiscylliidae. Gene Ontology annotation, molecular function: cysteine-type endopeptidase activity.
CUUGGACGAUCACUUCAAGAUUGUCCAUCAUGAAACUUACUCUGAUUCUGGGCUGUGUAGUGGUGUCUACCCUGGCUGCGGCCUCAGGACACACAUUUAAUUCAACACUGGAUGAAGACUGGAAGAACUGGAAAUCACAGCAUGGGAAGCAGUACACCAAGGAUGAAGAGAACUACAGGAGAAUGAUAUGGGAGGACAAUAUGAAAUUCAUUGAACAACACAACCUGGAGUACUCGAUGGGAAAACACACAUUUACUGUGGGAAUGAACCAAUUAGGCGAUAUGACCAAUGAAGAGUUUAAUGAAAUCAUGAACGGAUUCCGGCCAGCAGAUGCUGAUAACGCAAAUGAAGUUGAUGAAUUUGAUGAUGACAUAGAUGAUGAGGAAUCUAAUGAAGAUGAAAGUAAUGAUGAAAAGCCAGUCGACUGGCGUGAAAAAGGAUUUGUCACUCCAGUGAAAAACCAGGGACAGUGCGGUUCAUGCUGGGCUUUCAGUGCAACUGGAGCCAUCGAAGGACAGUGGUUUGAAAGAACCAAUCAACUCAUUUCUCUUAGUGAACAGAAUCUAGUUGACUGCAGCAGGGAUUAUAGAAAUCAUGGAUGUAGCGGUGGAUGGAUGUCAAACGCAUUUGAUUAUGUAAUCGCUAAUCAUGGCAUCAAUUCUGCAGCAGAUUAUCCUUACGUUGCAUCGGACGAAAGCUGCAAAUUUAUGCCAAACAAGACCGCUGCCAUGAUCAGACAUUAUGCUCAUGUCAUAAGAAACGAAAAAUAUUUAGCAAAAGCAGUAUCAAGAAUUGGACCAAUAUCCGUUGCUAUUGAUGCAAGCCAGAGAGGUUUCCAGUUGUAUCGCACUGGAAUUUAUCGUAAUCAAAAUUGCUCGAGACGUAUUCCAAACCAUGCAGUGCUGGUGGUCGGAUUUGGAGUAGACGGUAGACAGAAGUAUUGGCUGGUUAAAAACAGCUGGGGAAAAGGUUGGGGUGAUGAAGGUUACAUCAAAAUGGCUAAGGAUUUUCGGAAUAUGUGUGCAAUUGCUAGUUAUGCGGUUUAUCCAAUCGUCUAAAGAGCCACGUGUUAAACCAGAGCUUCAUUGAACUCUGCCUAAAUGAUGGAACCAAUGCUGCUGAUGCUGCCUCAUUGACACCAUUGCUUUCACUGUCUGCUGCAAUUUGAAAAAGUGGAAUAAUAACAGCUUCUGCACAUUUCUAUAGCUUCUCAUAAAGGCCAAUGUUAUUUUGUGUUUGAUACAUGUAACCACAGUAAUGUCUGAGUGACUAUGUUCUCCACCUUGUGGAGAGACAAUGAUCUGCAUGUACCGCUGAUGUCGAGCAAUAUAGUAAACACUGCCAGUAAUCACUU